Molecule: messenger RNA, 3207 nt
Organism: Tilletiopsis washingtonensis
Lineage: Eukaryota; Fungi; Basidiomycota; Exobasidiomycetes; Entylomatales
Exons: 3
Coding region: 1-3207 (1068 amino acids)
Cellular component (GO): cytosol
Molecular function (GO): sulfite reductase (NADPH) activity; flavin adenine dinucleotide binding; FMN binding
Source: RefSeq, a predicted model, not a curated record
AUGAACCUCAGCGGGCCGCUCGACGCGCCCGCCGACCAGACGGCGCCGCCGACGGUGCCCGUGUGGGUCUCGGGCGUGCCCGACGCCGAGCGCCGCCUCACCGCCGCCGGCCAGAUCGAGGAGCUGGCGUACAGCAGCUCCACCGCGCUCUUCGUCUACGAGAGCGCCGCCAACGGCGGCCUCGGCGCCUGGGCCGAGGCCGAGGCGCAGCGCGCCGUCAGCAAGGGCUUCCACAGCCGCACCAAGGUCAUCAGCAUGCAGACGCGCACCGGCGCCGGCACCGCCAUCGCCGGCUACGUCGCCGAGCGCGGCUCCAGCAGCACCCAGCCCGUCACGGCCGGCGCCCUCAAGAAGGUCGUCAGCGUGCUCGCCAACGCCCAGGCGCUUGUCGGCAUGGCGCCGGCGCUCGCCGCCAUGCCCGUGAGUGACGCGCGCCUCGUGCUGCACGUCAGCUCCGCCGCGCAGGCCAUCGACGCCGACGGCACGGGCUCGCUGAGCGUGCACAACGACUACGCCAGCGUCGCCGCCGCCACGGCGGCGCUCAGCGAGGCGACGCAGCCGUUUGCCGUCGUGCUCUCCGGCUCGCGCUCCGAGGCCGUCGCCGUCGCGGCGGCUGCCUACGACGCCGGCGCGCAGGGCAACAACGUCGUGCACGUCUUCGACGGCGCCUUUGCCGCGCGCGAGGUGGCGCCGCUGGCGCGCGCCGAGGCGCAGAUCGCGCCCACGCUCACGCAGGCGCUCGCCGCCCGUGGCCUGUCGCACUUCGACUACGCCGGCGCCGACAAUGCCACGACGGUGCUCGUGGUGCCCAACGGCCCGCACUUCCUCGCGGCCAAGAGCAUGCUGGCGCGCGCCGCCGACACGUCCGUCGGCGUGCUGGGCGUGCGCGUGCUGCGUCCCUGGGACGACGCCGCGCUGCUUGCGGCGCUGCCGUCCAGCGUGCGCCGCAUCCACGUGCUCGACGAGGUGCGCGCCGGCAGCUCCGGCCUGCUGUUCGACGAUGUCCAGGCCGCGCUCCUCAGCGACUUCACGGCCGCGCCGCGUGCCGUGCUCCCGCUGGCUCUCGCCGCGGGCCAGAGCCUGACGGCGGCGCAGUGGGCCGCCCUGCUCCGCACCGCCGCCCACGCCUCGGACGCCAUCAACAUCGCCACGCUCGAGGUUGACGAGGCGCUCAGCGCCGGCCUUCUGGGCGCCCAGCGUCUCGCCACGUUCCUCGACGGCGACUCGUCGCCCACCAGCGGCCUCGGCGCCCUCGUCUCGCGUGCCCUGCGCGCCUCGGACUCCGCCCGCGGCCUCACCCGCUUCGACAACUACACGCAGGGCGGCGUGCUGCGCGCCGACAUCGUCCUCGGUGCUGCUGCCGCGCAGGCCGAGGAGCUGCCCGUGGCGCUUGCCGCACAGACCGGCUCCAGCACCCUCGUCGUCGCCGAGGCCGCUCUGCUCAAGGGCGUCGCGGCUUUCGACAACCUGGCACAGGGCGCCUCCGUCGUGCUCAACGCGUCGGGCUGGGAGGUGGCCGAGGUCGAGGCCAAGCUCAGCGCUGCCGACCGCCGCGCCCUCGCGGCUGCCAAUGCUCGUCUGCUCCUCAUCGACGCUGCCAGCGUCGCCGAGCAGCUGGCUGGUGGCGAGAAGAAGGCCGCCCUGCCGCGCGAGGUCGCCAGCGCCGUGCUGCUCGCCGCCUUCGUGCACGCCCACACCGGCGGUGACGCCUCGGCUGGCGAGGCCGUGGUGCGCAAGACGCUCGGCACUGCGCCGCUGGGUCCUGGUGGCGUGCCGCAGCUCGUGGCUGCCAGCAUCAAGGCGCUGCAGACUGUCGCCUUCGACGCCGCCGCCUGGCGUGCGGCCGAGGACGACGCUGCGGCCUCGCGCGCCGUCUCGGGCACGUACAACGCCUUUGCGCCCAACGCCGACACGGCCGUGUUCGCCGCGGCCGAGGGCACGGCGGCGUCGUCGCGCGCCACGUGGGCGCUGCCGGCGUGGCAGUUCCUCUUCUCCGAGGCGUACGCGCUCGACGAGCGUGCCUUGCGCCCCGACCUGCACGAGCAGACGUGGCUCGUCAAGUGCACGGAGAACCGCCGCCUGACGCCGACGGACUACGACCGCAACGUCUUCCACCUUGAGCUCUCGACGGCCGGCACGGGCCUCAAGUACGAGGUCGGCGAGGCGCUCGGCGUGCACGGCUGGAACGACGCCGACGAGGUGCGCGAGUUCCUCGAGUGGUACGGCAUGGACGGCAACGAGGUGGUGAGCGUGCCGUCGAUCGUGGCGCCCGGCCGCUGGGAGAGCCGCAGUGUCUUCCAGCUGCUGCAGCAGCGCCUCGACAUCUUCGGCAAGCCGCCGAAGCGCUUCUACGAGGCGCUCUCGGGCGUGGCGACGAACCGCGACGAGGCGCGCUGGCUGCGCUUCAUUGCCGCCGCCGAGGGCUCGGCGACGUUCAAGAAGCUGAGCGAGGUCGAGACGGUGACGUAUGCCGAUGUGCUGCGCAUGUUCCCCUCGGCGCGCCUGCCGCUCGACCAGCUCAUGGCCGAGGUGCAGCCCAUCGAGCCGCGCCACUACUCGAUCGCCAGUGCGCAGAGCGCCGUCGGCGACUCGGUGCACCUGCUCAUCGUCACCGUCGACUGGCAGACGCCGUCGGGCUCGGCGCGCUUCGGCCAGUGCACGCGCUACCUGGCCGCGCUCAAGCCGGGCGACGAGGUGACCGUGUCGCUGAAGCCGAGCAUCAUGAAGCUGCCGCCCAUCACGAGCCAGCCCAUCAUCAUGGCCGGCCUCGGCACGGGCGCCGCGCCCUUCCGCGCCUACAUCCAGGCACGCGCCGUGCAGAAGGCCCAGGGCAAGCCCGUCGGCCCGCUCAUCUACUGCUUCGGCUCGCGCCACGAGGCCAGCGAGUUCCUCUACGGCGAGGAGCUCAAGGCGUACGAGCGCGACGGCCUCAUCACGCUGCUCACCGCCUUCUCGCGUGACCAGAAGAACAAGAUCUACAUCCAGGACCGCAUCCGCGAGCACGCCGGCACCAUCACCAAGCUCCUCUCGGCGACGGAGGAGGAGCACAAGGGCUACGCGUGCCUGUGCGGUCCCACCUGGCCCGUGCCGGAUGUGACGCAGGCGCUCAUCGACGGCUUCGUCGACCAGGGCAUGAGCACUGAGCAGGCAGAGGAGAAGAUCGAGCACCUCAAGGAGGAGGAGCGCUACGUGCUCGAGGUCUACUAA